AUCCCCAUGCGCCUGGUUUUGGGGCCGGAUUGUGGACCCCUACCCAGCCUCACCUGGUACUCCAGCUCCAUGGAGCCGUUGCCCGGCGCGCCCUGGUAGAAGCACUCCCUGCGACCGGCCGGCAGCAGGAAGGCUCUUUGGUGGCUUCCAGCCUUCUUCCCUCUCCACUUAUUUUUCUGGAUAUGCUUUCCGGCACACUCAACGAAGGAGACUCCAUUAAGAUUGCUUGUUUGGCACCCAGGCAGUACAAGGAUGCCUUGUUUUAUUUGUUCAAGGUGAGCCAUGCGGAUCCGCUGCAGGUUGUGCCUGCCGCAGAAGCACAGCACCAAGUUACUUUCCUUCUGGAGAACAUCACUCGCAGUGAUGGAGGGCAGUACAAGUGCCGGUUUGGCGUCUACAAUGGAAGUGGGUUGAAACCGUCUGAGUUUAGCAACCUCCUUGAGAUUACAGUGGAAGCAUCCAGCUUGACCACUUUUCCUCCAACAGCUCAGCCGAGAUCUGAUUCAAAAGGACCAUUCUGGGUUCUCCCUGUUGUCCUGAGUGUGGUUGGAGUACUGCUUCUGGCUGUGAUCCUGCUGGUGGCCGCGGUUGCAUUGAGACGCUUUAAAGAGAGAAGAAAGAAGCAAAGGGUACUGGACUCCUGCUGGACAGAAACAAGCUACCCCACUACAGAGACAUCAUUUGAUAACUCCGUGUACACUAUUACAAUGAAAACAGACCAGGAAGCUAUAGAGAACCACGGUGCUGGGAUCUCGUCAGCCACGAGUACAAGACUUUCAUCCCGCUGCUCUAUGGAAAAGCCAGAUUUUGUUACUUUUGGAGGUUCAGAAUGACCUUUCACUUGAUCACACGGCCCAGGGUCUCUCUGAUAAUCUUCCUCCCUUACAUCAAUACCCUGCAAGUUGUUCCUCUCAGAUCAUUAACAGAAACAGAGUUCAUUGAGCGUUUUUGGCCAGAGCCUCCUUUCUAAGUACUCUUCCACCACCAAUCACACAUGUGGAACAUGGGUCAUGUGGAGGUGGGGAAGAUGCUGCACUGAUUUAAUUCAUUUCUGGAAUUCCUGAUUUGGGAAAAGUGGGAACAAUAAGGAUGAAAAUAGCUUUGAGAGUUCUUCAGCUCUGGGACUGUGGCAAGACUGGAAAGAGAUGAAUAAAAACUGGGUGACUUAAUCUUCAAAAAUAAUGCCAUUGCCUGCACAUUUGCAUGUUUGAGACAAAAAGAACUGUUUUUUUUUGUUUUUGUUUUUAUUCUGCUGAAAACAGCAGCAUUUGGAUCACAUAUCCUCAGACUUCCUUUAAGUGCCUGCAACCGAAUGUUUUGCUCUACCUUCCAAAAACACUGGGAAAUUCAGAAUAACUUUCCUGGAUCAAAAGCAAUAGUGCAUUCUGGGGCACCUUAAAGACUAAUGAACAUAUUUCUUGUGGCAUAAGCUCUUCCUGAGAAGAAACUGGUACCUGCAGUGGCUUGCAUAAUAUUUUGCAACUCUUCCUCUGCCGGGCCAGGCAAACUGGUCCAUCAGGCAGGCUGGUCUUUCGGUCCAGCUAAGAUGGUUACUACUGAUCCUAAAUUUGCAUACAUGUAAAUUAGUCAAUUGC
Molecule: messenger RNA, 1595 nt
Organism: Zootoca vivipara (common lizard)
Lineage: Eukaryota; Metazoa; Chordata; Lepidosauria; Squamata; Lacertidae
Source: RefSeq, a predicted model, not a curated record